UGUGACGUAUAAUAUAUGAGUCGAGGGUGGUUUGACACACUUGCUGUCGCGCACUUUUAGUCGGGUAUAGUCUGAAUACGUUCCGUUUAUAAUAACUUUUAUGGAUAUCGUUUCUAUCCAGAUACACACGUAUAAGAAUGGCGUAUAUGCAGAUAUUAAAAGUCCUGUAUCGGAAUUUAAAGCCAACAGCGACGCAGACGUGCAGAAUGACAGCAGGCAAUUUGUCCAUCCACACACACAAAACGGAGUCAGUCCUUUCGAGAUCGACCUUCCACUGGCAGCUCGAAUCCCCUUCGUGUAAUAGUCACUCUCUGUGCUGUUUACUGCAGUCACGCAGAGGUAUUACUCUUGACUUCGGACUAAGAAAUAAAAGCGAGGAGCGAGACGGUGGACAGAAAUCAGUGUACAAAUACCAGAGUGGGAGUCCAAAGCUGUCAACGACACACAAAGUAAAAGAAGCUGGCCGGGAUUUCACCUACUUGAUUGUCGUACUCAUCGGACUUGGAGUGACCGGUGGCCUUCUGUAUGUGGUCUUCCAGGAAUUGUUUUCUUCCUCUAGUCCAAAUAAAGUCUAUGGAAAAGCUUUCAACAAAGUCAGAUUAGACCCAGAGGUAAUUGGCGCAUUCGGAGAACCAAUCAAGUGUUACGGUGAGACGACUCGUCGGGGAAGAAGACAGCAAAUCAGUCAUAGGGAGUAUCUAAAGGACGGACUGAAACACAUGAGACUCAAAUUUUACAUUGAGGGAUCUGAACCGGGGCUAAAAGGCACUGUGCACUCUGAGUCAAUGGAGAAUCCCGAAUCUGGAAAGUAUGAAUUCCGCUACAUAUUUGUGGACAUAGACACUUACCCAAGGCGGACCAUCAUUGUCGAAGAUAACCGAUAAAAACAGCAUCAAACAACAAAAUGAGAGGUUCAAUUAGUCAAGAUAUUUCACUGGCUAAUAAUUGAUUCUCGCUGUGUGUAUUUUGUAUGUUGUGAAUGUGGAAACAGCUGAGGAUACAAAUUGAACAUUAUUUUCUGAUUAAAAGUGUUUGCAUUGAACAUCAA
Molecule: messenger RNA, 1048 nt
Organism: Hippocampus comes (tiger tail seahorse)
Lineage: Eukaryota; Metazoa; Chordata; Actinopteri; Syngnathiformes; Syngnathidae
Gene: timm21
Product: translocase of inner mitochondrial membrane 21
Exons: 6
Coding region: 138-884 (248 amino acids)
Biological process (GO): protein import into mitochondrial matrix
Cellular component (GO): TIM23 mitochondrial import inner membrane translocase complex
Source: RefSeq, a predicted model, not a curated record